Molecule: messenger RNA, 1194 nt
Organism: Saxophila tyrrhenica
Lineage: Eukaryota; Fungi; Ascomycota; Dothideomycetes; Mycosphaerellales; Extremaceae
Exons: 2
Coding region: 1-1194 (397 amino acids)
Cellular component (GO): mitochondrion
Molecular function (GO): acyl-CoA dehydrogenase activity; flavin adenine dinucleotide binding
Source: RefSeq, a predicted model, not a curated record
AUGCCCGAAGACGUCGAGAUGGAAGGCCUCCAACCCACGCCCAUCUUCGCCUUUACCGAAAUCGAGCAGGCGAUGAAGGACUCUGUCGAGAAGUUCGCCAACGACACCAUCCUACCCAAAGUGCGAGAGAUGGACGAGUCGGAACACAUGGAAGCCUCCAUCGUCGAGCAGUGCUUCGAGCAGGGACUCAUGGGCAUCGAGGUGCCUGAGAAGUAUGGAGGAGCCGGGAUGAACUUCACCGCUGCCAUCGUAGGGAUUGAAGAGCUAGCACGAGUUGAUCCAAGUGUCAGCGUCAUGGUCGACGUCCACAACACCCUCUGCAACAUCGCCAUUAUGAAAUACGGCUCGGAAGAGAGCAAGAAGAAAUGGCUCCCCAAACUCGCAACCAACACCGUCGCCUCCUUCUGCCUCUCCGAACCGGGCUCCGGCUCCGACGCUUUCGCCUUGAAGACCCGCGCGGAGAAGACAGCAGACGGCUACCGCAUCAACGGCAGCAAAAUGUGGAUCACCAACGCGCUGGAAGCCAACUUCUACAUCGUCUUCGCCAACCUCAACCCCGAAAAGGGCUACAAGGGUAUCACCGCCUUCGUCAUCGACGGCAAGAAUACCAAAGGCUUUCAAAUCUCGAAGAAGGAGAAGAAACUAGGCAUCAAGGCCUCCUCCACCUGCGUCCUGACCUUUGACGACGUGGACGUGCCUCGCGACGCUCUUCUCGGCGAGGAGGGUCAAGGGUACAAAUACGCCAUCGGCCUGCUCAACGAAGGCCGCAUCGGCAUCGCAGCCCAAAUGACGGGCCUCGCCCUCGGCGCCUGGGAGAACGCCGCCCGCUACGCCUGGAACGACCGCAAGCAGUUCGGCACGCUCAUCGGCGAGUUCCAGGGAAUGCAGCACCAGCUGGCGCAAGCCUGGACGGAGAUUGCAGCGGCCAGAGCGCUGGUGUAUAAUGCGGCAAGGAAGAAGGAGGCUGGCGAGGAUUUUGUGCGGGAUGCGGCGAUGGCGAAGUUGUUUGCGAGUCAGGUGGCGGGCAAGGUGAGUGGGCAGGCGAUUGAGUGGAUGGGGGGGAUGGGGUUUGUGAGGGAGGGUUUGGCGGAGAAGUAUUGGCGGGAUUCGAAGAUUGGGGCCAUCUAUGAGGGGACGAGCAACAUACAGUUGCAGACGAUUGCAAGGCUGUUGCAGAGGGAGUACACGACUUAG